AUAAACCCCAGUAGCUUUCACACAUCAUUACAAAACAAUCCACUCGUCAAGAUUACACUAUCUCUCCACUUGUAACCGUCGCCCUAUGAAUUUUUCCAAUCCAAAAAAGCAAAAAUUUUAAUUAAAAUUAAGCCCUUUUCUGGCUCAGCCACCGCCAUGCACCUGUGGGUAGUCGGAAGAAAAUGAUGCUAUAGAAGGCUAAUAAGAGCAUUCGUGGGGAAUUAUCCAGGUUGAGGGCUGAGGUCGGGAAAUCGCGUGGGGGUGUGUCCGCACAUUAAACCCACCCCUGCGGCUGGAGGGGUUCAAUGAUGAGCACCGGAACAACUAUACCUUGUGUCAGUGAGAUAACCAACUUGCUCUCUGCCAGCUUUAUUUCAUUAAUGCACUUAUUAGCCAUGUGUUUCGCCAGUCUUCAGUCUUAGACCGGCUUGUGUGCGUGUUAAGUGUUUGACAAAUUCGAAUUUGCGGAAUCAUGUGAUUAUUCCUCCGAAAAUGCUCCACCAUUACAACUACUCGACCUCCCUGUCCCAUUUCCUGAGCUACCACCACCUGGACGAGCAGAGCGAGAACGAGCACCAGUCGGGCGCCCUCUGCGAGGAGCAGGAGGACCCCCGCUGCAGGAGCAACUCCUCCGCCACCAACAACAAGUCCUUCACCAUCGCGGCGAUUUUGGGGCUGAAGAACGACUCGAAUCAGGACGAUUCGGCGGCAGAUUUGAGCGUUGUUAAUUUGAGCGUCCACCACCCGCAGGGGUCGAAUUGCAACCGGUUGCAGCUUCCGGUACGCCACAGUUCUUCGGCAGUAAGCGUGACGGGGCAUUACUCGGUCGGGCAUGGGUGCCCCCAAAGACAGGCAGUGCGAGGAUUGAAACAUCUCUCGUCGGCGGUGAUACAGAGUAAAAAGAGUUGUAAAAGUAAACGAGUUCGAACGAUUUUCACCCCGGAGCAGCUGGAGCGGCUCGAGGCGGAGUUCGAGAGACAGCAGUACAUGGUGGGGCCGGAACGGCUCUAUUUGGCCCACACGCUGCAGCUGACUGAGGCCCAAGUCAAGGUUUGGUUCCAGAACAGGAGGAUCAAGUGGCGGAAGCACCACUUGGAGCUGACGCACCAGCGGCUUGCGGUUUUGAAGCAACAGCAGCUUCUUCUCGACGAAGCGCCCGACGUUCAAGACACGAACAGCUCGAGCACCGACACGUGAAUUGACUUAAUCAAGUGGAGGCUUUGAGCUUGUAAAUAUUGUGUGAGAAUGUAGCUAAUUAUUUCCCAAACCCGUGGAAUUAGUUUGUAAAAUAUGCGGCCUGAUUUUAAAUACACCAUUUGAUUUUAAAGCGUUUUU
Tribolium castaneum (red flour beetle) is the source of this 1335-nucleotide messenger RNA. RefSeq lists its product as uncharacterized. The transcript has 3 exons. Gene Ontology annotation, cellular component: nucleus. Bases 493 to 1197 code for a protein of 234 amino acids. Lineage: Eukaryota; Metazoa; Arthropoda; Insecta; Coleoptera; Tenebrionidae. The record is from RefSeq and is a predicted model, not a curated record. Gene Ontology annotation, molecular function: DNA-binding transcription factor activity, RNA polymerase II-specific; RNA polymerase II cis-regulatory region sequence-specific DNA binding. Gene Ontology annotation, biological process: regulation of transcription by RNA polymerase II; brain development; central nervous system development.